AAACCCACCGCUCCAACGGCUACUUUCCCAGCCGCUCUCAAAUUCCAUCGCCCAACUCGCCACACCCCACAGCCAGAGCACCACCACAGCCCCCUCGCCGCCGACCACCAUCUCCGGCGCCGCUCUCACGAGCAAGCUACCUACCUACCCAGAUCCAAACCCGCCGGCGCAGAUGGAGAUCCCCGUAAGGCUCGGCGUCACGGAGGGGGAGGAGGAGGAGCUGGAGGAGUACGACAGCGUGUUCUACGAGGACAUCGAGGCCCCCAAGUUCGUCGACCUCACCGCGCCCGACGACGCCCGCCCCACCGACGACCCCUCCUGGUUCUGCCUCCGCGUCGGUUGCGACCAGAGCCACGAGCACGUCGACCCGGAGGCCCUGCACCGGAGCUUCGUCAUGCGGGUCAUGGCCGCCAGGAGCCCCAACGUCAAGCUGCAGAGGGCCAUCAGCAGGCGAAACCAGAGCUCGAUGCUACCGAAAUGCCCUCAGUCCGUGCCGGCGAAGCCGCGGAGGACCCGGAUGACGAGGCUGAGCAUGGCGGCGGAUGCCGCCGCCGCCGCGAAGGCCGCGAGGGCGAGGCUGCACGACCACGGGAUUCGCACCUUCAGAGUUUCUCCGGUCCGUGCCAAGGCGGCCAGAGUCGAGCCGUCCAGCGCGAGGAAGAAGGCUCUGACGACGCCCAGGACCAAGACUGCGCUGCGUCCGAGGCAGGAACCGUUGUUCCUCAGCGCGAAGCACCAGAGGGAGCCGGUCGCCGCGGCGGCGCCGGAGAUGAAGGGGGCUGUGGUGAAGGCGCUGUUCACCACCACGCCCAAGAGGGAGACGCCGGCCAAGAAGAGCCAGGCUCCUCCCGUGGCAGAGGUCUGUUCCAAGCUGAAGAAGCUCAACCUGGCGUGCCGGGAGGUGCCUAGCAGGUACUUGGCCCAGGUGUCCACUCCGAAUAAGGUCACCAAGAAGUGCGAAGAGACCACGGCAGCGGUGAAGAGUGCGAAGAGAGUACAACAGCAGCCAAGGAAUGGGAAGAAGAUCUUGGGCCUUUCGGCGAAAUGCGGUAAUGCUGAAGCAGAUGAAGGGAACCAAACCGGCCGUGGGAACGUCAAUGCAGAAGAGAACUCAUGUAAAAGAACUGCAAGGUGCAAGUGGGAACGGAAGGAGGUGCUGCAGGGUUCACGGAUUCAGGUGGAACCAUUGCAGCCUGACAGUCAUGACGAAGAUGACGACAAGGAGAAUGUGUCGUCCGGCGAUCAGUCGACCGCGCAAGACUCAGAUCGGCAAGAUGAAAACAUGAACCAGUUGGAGAGCAAGGAGAAUGCUCCUCAAAAGGUGGUUAAACGGCAGAAUAGCAAGAUGAAUGCAGAGCAAGGAGGAAAGCUUAAGAAAACCAUUCAGAGGCCAUUUAGGCUGAGGACUGAUGAAAGACAAGUGUUGAAAGAAACAAAGCCUGAAAGAAAACAGACGAUCGCCGAGAAGAACACCAUGCCAGUACUGAAGGAUGAAAAUAGACGAGUGAUGCAAACUGGAAGAUGCCCUGAAGGAAAGGGACGAGAUAUACUGACUUGUGGCGACAGACAGAAGAAACAGACUACACACAUUGCCACGAGUCAGAUUGGUGAAUCUAAAUUGGGUUUGAAUAGUACCCGAUGCGGCAACGUGAGGCCUGCACUGACGAAAGGCAAAACCAUCGAGAAAUCUGACAGAGUUGUGAGGACAGCCUCUUCAACAAGAACAGUCAAAACAACAAGUGGUUUCACAGCACCCUCUCAAGUUGGAAAAGAGAGGAAGAUCUCAGUGAAAACAUCCAGGCUCCAAGCAGCAGCAGUUUGACUAGCACAGGUGACAAGGGGGGACAACGACUAUUUGUCUGCUCAAUCCAAAGACGAAAUGUUUUUCUGAGUUUUGUUAACUAGAAGUGUACACUGAGGAGUGAGGAGGGGGUGGCCAAGAACUCACACCAACAGGGUUCUGUCAAGUUUCCUUGUUUCUGUCCAUGAAACUGGUGUGAUGAGUCAAAUUAUUUUGUUCUGUACCAUCUUUACUAGACAUUCCUUUGUAAGUGAAAGCCCAUAAGAAAUUUAAUUAAGUAGUGAGAAAUGUGUAUCUAUACGGUCGAAUUGAUUUUCUGAGUUUAAAAAAAUGGAAAUGUACACUAGGCAGGGGUGGCCAAGAACUCAGAUGAAUAGGGUUCCAUAAA
This is a messenger RNA of Lolium perenne, 2189 nucleotides long. RefSeq lists its product as uncharacterized. Lineage: Eukaryota; Viridiplantae; Streptophyta; Magnoliopsida; Poales; Poaceae. The record is from RefSeq and is a predicted model, not a curated record.